AAAUCCGUAAGAGUAUCAUCGCCUUUCCAUUUUAACGUUCUUCAAGCAUAUUACGCUCGUUCGCUGUUGUCAAGCACAAUUUCCCCGUGAAAUACUUGGCGUCACGCUUAAGAACACGUUCAACAGCGUUCGAGCUUUUUUGAUAUUUUCAAGAAUUCUCGAGGCUUUGUUCAAAAAGCUUCACUUCCCCUAGUUUACUUCAACCAUCUUUAAUAAAGUGCUAAUAAAAUGGUUGUCGGCAUUGAACAUUGUGUUUACUGUUUCGAUGUUCUCGUUGCUUACCUUGAAGGAAGGAUGCCUUUGGAGCCAGAAUUCGAGAACAACCAGUAUCCGCUCUUUGUUACAUGGAAUAUCGUUAAUCAUGGUCAAACCCGUUUGCGCGGUUGCAUUGGUAAUUUUGAACCUUUACCUCUUCAUUCUGGAUUGAAAGAAUACGCUAUUACUAGUGCGAUUCACGAUAGAAGGUUCUCGCCUAUCACUAUUCGAGAAUUGCCCCAUCUUACUUGCGGGGUAUCGUUGUUGACAAAUUUCGAGGACGCCAAAGAUUAUCUUGACUGGGAGAUUGGUGUUCAUGGUAUUUGGAUUGAAUUUGUUGACGAUCAUAAUCGCCGCAGAACUGCUACUUAUUUGCCUGAGGUUACAGAAGAGCAAGGCUGGACCAAAGAAGAAGCCAUCGACUCUCUUCUUCGCAAGGGCGGUUACAAUGGCCGAAUUACGGAUAAGAUUCGAAGUCGAAUAGUGCUUACACGUUACCAGAGUGCAAAAUAUGUUGUUACUUAUCAAGAAUAUCUCCAACACGUUAGUGAAAACCCACUAAAGCAUGGUAUAAAACACGAAAUUAGAAAUCCUAAAGAUUCUAAGUAUCUUGAUGAAUUCGCUAUUGAUGAAUGGAAUUAAGAAAACGCGUUUGUUACGCUUUUUUUAACGUGAUUAAUAAAAGAUAUAGAUUGAUAAUACAGCUAUUCAGACUUUGAGUUUUUACGCUAGCUAAUAUAUUGUUCAAGAGGUUCUUUAUUAUUAUUAUUAUUAUUAUUGACUGGAAUUUUUUUCGAUUUUAGCAAAUGC
This is a messenger RNA of Rhizophagus irregularis DAOM 181602=DAOM 197198, 1065 nucleotides long. RefSeq lists its product as uncharacterized. The record is from RefSeq and is a predicted model, not a curated record. Lineage: Eukaryota; Fungi; Glomeromycota; Glomeromycetes; Glomerales; Glomeraceae.